AAUUUGAGGCACCUAAACAGAAAAAUAAAAACUCCCUUUCACCCUGCCGUCGUCGAGUUCUGUACUCUCUCACUUUAUCUUUCUCUGCACCGUUCUCUCUCUCUAGAAUCGUCAAAUCUCAAAGAUGGAAGAAUUGAAGCCGAAUAUGCAAUUUUGAAGCGGACAACGAUUUAGGGUUUUUCGAGUUUGGAUUUGGGCAUUUCUGGGUAUUUUUUGGAAAGCUUGGAGGAUUUGAUUUAUUAGGGUUUUGAUACAGAAAAGGGGAAAAAUUGAGGAAGAUAAAUUGAUUGAAUUGUUGGUUAAAGCUGCAGUGUUUGGUUGUGUAAAAAUUGGGAGAAAUGCAAAGAAACUAUCUUCAGUUUUCAUUGGAGGGAAGGUGAGGGGUGUAGUAGGAAUCUGCGGAGUAUCAGACAGUUUGUGCCCUCGAAUUUAAUUACUACAGAUUUUAGUUUUUUUCUAGGAGCAACGAGAAGAAAUAGAUAAGCUCUUAACAAAACAAGACGAGAAAUGCAUGCAACCUUGCAGCCUGGUGGUUGUUCUCCAAAGCAAGCUAAUGGUCCUACGUCAACCACACAAUUGAAACCUGGUUCAGAUAAAAAUCAGAACGGCGGGACUUCUUUCCCUCCUCAAAUCAAAGGAAAGAAGAGGGAAAGAGGAGAAUAUGGCGCUGAUUCCAUCAAAAGAGAACGUUCUUUAAGAACUGACAGUGGUGACUCUGUUCAAUGCAAAACUGAUAGUAAUUUGAAAUCAGAGAUUGCAAAAAUAACUAAGAAGGGAGGAGUUGUGGAUUUGGAAGGGGUUGACAAGCUCGUCCAACUAAUGCAAUCUGGUAGAAUGGAGAGAAAAUUGGAUUUGGUUAGUCGUUCAAUGCUUGCAGGUGUGAUGGCCGCAACUGAUAAAUUCGAUUGUCUUAGUCGGUUUGUUCAGCUCAGGGGUUUGCUUGUAUUCGAUGAGUGGCUCCAGGACAUUCAUAAAGGGAAGAUUGGUGAUGGUAAUAGUUUGAAGGACAGCAAUGCAUCUGUUGAGGAAUUUCUUUUGGUUUUACUUCGUGCACUUGGUAAGCUCCCUGUGAAUCUUCAAGCCCUUCGAAUGUGCAACAUUGGUAGAUCUGUGAAUCAUUUACGUUCACAUAAAAACAUUGAAAUCCAGAGGAAGGUUCGGAGCUUAGUUGACACAUGGAAGAAACGUGUUGAGGUUGAAAUGGCUAGCAUUGAUGCAAAGUCUGGUUCAACUCAAGCUGUAUCUUCAUGGCCUUCCAAAUCACGCCUUCCUGAGGCCUCUCAUGGUGGGAACAAAAAUUCAAGUGUGGCCGAUAUUGCCAUGAACAGCUCAAUAACUCAGCAUUCCACAUCUAAAACCACUUCACAUGGGGAAAGCAACACAAAGUCGGCAUCCUCAUCUCCAGGCUCAAUGAAAUCGGCAUCGUCCCCUGCAUUUGGCAAGGAGAGCCAGCCCAGAAUUUCUGUGGAUUGCACUUCUGAUACCCCUCUAAUUAGGGAGGAUAGGAGCAGUAGUUCCAAUCAGUCUCAUAAUUACUGUCAGUCAUUCUCAGCAAAAGACGGAAAGAGUUCCACUGCGGGUUCUGUGACUGUUAAUAAGAUAUCGAGUGGAAGUUCUCAUCAUCGAAAAGUAAGUGGCUUUCCUGGGACCUCACUGACUGGACGUCAGAAAGAAACCAGCUCAGGCAGAAGUUCUUCAGUGCACAGAACUAGUCCUUUAGAAAAGUUAUCUCCAUCUGCCUUAACAAAUGAAAAGGCUGUUGAGGGGCCCAUUAUUGAAGGAAGUGGUCAUAAGUUAAUUGUAAAGAUAACAAAUCGGGUUCGGAGUCCAGCACAAGGUGCCACUGGAGGAUCUCUAGAAGAUAAUUCCAUUAUGAGCUGUCGAGCUUCUUCUCCCGUGCUUUCAGACAAACACCAUAAUCCAAAGGACGGGAGUGAUGCAUAUCCACGUAAUGUUCCUACAGAGAUGAAAGCAGAAUCAUGGCAAAGCGAUGAUUUGAAAGAUGUGUUGACUAGGUCGGACGAAUGUGCUGAGUCAUCUUUAGCUCUUCCCCAUGAAGAGCAAAGUAGGACCACUGAAGACUGCCAGAAAUUAAAAGAAGGCACCAAAGGAAAUCAAUCGGAGUCUGGAAAGUUGCAGAAAACUACGUUCAGUCCCAUGAAUGCUUUAAUUGAGAGCUGUGUUAAGGAUUCUGAAGUAAAUUCAUCUUUAUCACUUGAAGAUGAUAUGGGAAUAAAUCUACUUGCUAGUGUGGCUACUGGAGAAAUAUCCUCACCUACUAAUUCUACAGAAAUCACCCCUGCAGUUGAUGAGAAGGCCAGAUCAAACUCUUCUUCAAAAGAUCAUAUUGCAGGAGUUCAAAGUGAGUGUUCUCAUAAUGUUGAUCGUGCUAGCAGGCAGGCAGGUUGUGCGUUGACUGAAGAUGGAUUACAUCAGCCUAAACAUGAAUUACUUGAGUUAUCUGGUGACAAAAAAGGUGCUUCAUCCAAUACAUCUGGAGAUAUAAUUGCUGGACAGGGUGAUAAACACUUUGACCCUUCCAGCACUGAUCUGCGAAGCACUGCAGAUCCUAAGGAGGAGAAGUUUAAUGAAAUGAAGUUUACCACGUCUUUGACGCUUCCCAUUUCCAUGGAGAAGAUAGUUGAUGGUAAAUUGGGUAAACAAAUUCAUCAUGAAAAAGCCAUUUCAGGUAAGGUUAACAUUAUUGGUCUUUUAGAUUGUAAAGCUGGACAAAUGGACAUGAUAAGUGGAGACAAGGUUACUAAUGAUUGUUUAAGUGCAGAAGUGAGUAAGGAAACAGUUGAAGUUUCAUCGUCUAAUCAACUGUGUGAAGGUGACUGCAAUAGUGAUGUGAAUGAAAGGUUGAACACAGGAAUUCACUCUCAGCAGAAACUGACUGUUGCCAUUGCUAAGUCUGAACUUACAGGAGGUAGUAAUGAAAAGCCACCGCAAACAUUAUCUUGCCAGAAAUCAAUUUCUGAAAAUGGUGAUGAAGUCAGAGUGGGUAAAGCACAUGAAAAUGAUGGUAAGGGUUACAUUUGCCAGUCUGAAAGAGAGAGUUUUGAUCAAGGCAUGGACAAAAGUGCGGCUGUAGAAGGUCAAGUUGUAACUGGUCUUAAUUCCCUUGCUAAUGAUGUCAAGAAUCACCGUGCUGAGAUCAGUGCAGAAAAUAAAGAGAUUCCGGAGCAUGCUUCACUGCCUGAAAAUCUGCUUCUUGCUUCUCUGGCCCAGGAAGAGCAAAAAAGUACAGAGUUGAGAGAAUCCAAGAAUGCUGGCUGCCUUGAAGUAAAUGAAACAGACGAUUGCGCUUCCUCUGGUGCAGAUGUUUCUUCUUCCUCUGUUGCAGGAGCAUCAGAUCUGAAUGCAAAGAUGAAGUUCGACUUAAAUGAAGGUUUUACUGCAGAUGAUGGGAAGUAUGGGGAGAUGAUCAAUUUGAUAUCCUCUGGUUCGUCCAAAGUUCAUAUGAUGAAGCACUCGCCUUUUGUUGUAAAUCCUAUUCCCAGUGUCCUUCCUACUUCCAUUACAGUGGCUGCUGCUGCCAAAGGUCCCUUUGUUCCUCCAGAUGAUCUGUUGAGAAUUAAAGGGGAACUUGGAUGGAAGGGAUCUGCUGCCACUAGCGCAUUUCGGCCGGCUGAACCCAGGAAGAUUCCUGAAAUACCAUUUGAGACAACAAGCAUGACUUCCCCUGUUGCUUCUACUGGUAAACAUGGCCGUACACCCUUGGAUAUUGACCUGAAUGUGCCAGAUGAAAGAGUUCUUGAGGAAAUGGCUUUGCGAGGUUCUGAUUUUGCUGUUGGUUCAUCAUCUGGUUAUGCAAGCAAUCGUCAUAUCAUGCAGAAUGCCAAUGCAGGUUCUAUGCCAUUUCUUCGCUCGGGAGGUCUGGACCUUGAUUUGAAUAGGGUUGAUGUAUCAAAUGAUAAUGGGCAGUUCUCCGCUAGUGGUAAUUAUAAAGUGGAUUCUCCCAUUGUAUCUGUUCAGCCAUUAGGUGGUUUAACCACUCGUAAUAGAAUGGAUUUUGAUCUCAACGAUGGGCCUGAGGUUGAUGAUGCUAGUGAUGAACAGCUUUUAAUCAAUCAGCAGUGCAAGGGUGGUAUAGCAUCUCAGCUGCUGCCUACUGCUGGCCUUAGAAUGAAUAAUUCUGAACUCGGGAAUUUCUCAUCUUUGUUUCCACCUGCAAAUACUUACUCUACAGUGAAAAUUCCAACAAUAUUAGCUGAUCGAGGGGACCAUCCCUUUCCCAUCGUUCCAUCUGGUGCGCCACAGAGAAUAUUUACUCCUAGCGAUGCUACAUUUACUCAUGAUUUUCACCGGGGGUCGGUGUUGUCAUCAUCUCCUGCAGUGCCUUCUCCACCUGGUCCUUUCCAGUACUCUGGUUUUCCUUUCAGAACUGCUUUUCCUAUCCCAUCAGCCACUUUUCCGGUUGCCCCAACCUCGUAUAUGGAUUCCUCAUCUGGUGGAAGGCUGUUUACGCCUCAUGUCAAUUCACAGUUACUGGCACCCGUUGAUGCUGUCUUGUCCCAACAUCAGAGGCCUUAUGUAUUCGGCCUUCUAGACAGUAGCAGUAACUGGGCGAUGGAGAACAACAGAAAGUGGGGCAAACAGGCACUGGAUCUUAAUGCAGGCCCUGGAGCCGUGGACUCAGAAGGAAAAGAUGAAAUGUUGAGGCAACUUUCCGUUACCAAUUCACAAGUUCGCACAGAGGAGCAAGCGAGGUUUUUAUCAAGUUCAGGGGGCAUUUUGAAGAGGAAGGACCCCGAGGGAGGGCGGGAUAAUGAGAGCUUCAGGUACAAGCAAUCUUCAUGUCAAUAGGAUUGUAUACUACUGCAUAUAGCAACUGUUAGUCCUGUAAGUGUUUUUUCAUCUCAUUGUGUAAUAAAAAUAGAUGAUGUUGGGAUAAACUAGCUCCUUUGCGUAUGACUGAAAAAUCUUUGUUGUUAGUGGAGGAAAUCUUGAUUGUUUUUCUCGAGCAAGAAACCCAAAAAAUCCAUAAACGUAGAGGUUUCUUGAUUGGUUUGAUAUUUUAAUUUAGUAGAGCAUCAGUUUUUUGUUUGAGAAUCAAGUCGAUUUCAUGAAUUGCAGAAGAAGAGAAUCUUUUCA
Molecule: messenger RNA, 5097 nt
Organism: Olea europaea var. sylvestris
Lineage: Eukaryota; Viridiplantae; Streptophyta; Magnoliopsida; Lamiales; Oleaceae
Exons: 3
Coding region: 508-4809 (1433 amino acids)
Cellular component (GO): nucleus
Source: RefSeq, a predicted model, not a curated record